AUGGCCAGCCAUAACCAAAUAGAAUGGGCCCAAAUGCCAGCAACAGGACAUUUACUCAUCGGCACAAACUCAGGCUGGGGUGACGAAACCAUCGUCUCCUCCUCGUCCUCGCCAUUCACCUUUGGCUUCUUCCCUUUGUUCCUCAUCUCUAUCACUUUCUUGUGUGAGUUUGAGUGCAAGGUGGGGACAAAAGUUGGGCUUGCCGCGGGCCGGUACUCUGGGAACAGUCGGCCCGAACGGUACCGGACACCGCAAGCAUUGCACAGCGUCUUUGGGCCCAAUGGGCCCUCUCUCCACUGUGGGGUCUUGGUAAUCUCACAGUGUGUGCACUUCUUGGGGCAACUUGGUGGGGCCCGCGGCACCGAUUUCUCAGCCUCAUCUUCUGACUUCUUUUUACUCAACUUGUCUUUUGAGGCCCGUUUGGAUGUGGAGGUGAAAUGA
Messenger RNA from Striga asiatica, 441 nucleotides. The record is from the annotation of a GenBank genome assembly. Lineage: Eukaryota; Viridiplantae; Streptophyta; Magnoliopsida; Lamiales; Orobanchaceae.